CUCAGCUUUUAUUAUUAGCACGUGCUGAGCAUGCCCAACUAUUUGUGGUCAUCCAGUUUGGAUUUCCAAACUUUCUUCGGGCGUUGCACUAGGCCUUUGGGCACAGUUGAAGGUUGAGUCUUGACAUGAUUGCCACGAACAGGUGCGGUCGUGAAAGUAAAAGCCGUUGCUGCCAGCUUAUCGGUGCGCUUCUUGGGACUUUGCUAUGGUGCUGCCUGGACUUGGGUCAGGCUCAGUUGCAGCCGCAACUGGAGCAGUCGAGUACCAAAAUUGACUGGAUCACAUUUCCCUGGUCGCGCAACAACAGAACGAACAAGCCAACCCAUCUGGGCGCGGGCUUGCAGCUAAAGGACGACUACGAUCCGGCGGAUGUCUCCGGUUUCAGCGGCUUCGAGCGUCACCCUUGCCGCCGCGUCUGUCAGCAGGGUCAGUCGCAGAGCUGCUAUUAUCAGCUGGUGGUGCACAACUAUCGCCGCCUGGGCGCCGAGUGUCAACGUUGUCAGUAUGAUGAGCGUGCCUGUGCCGCGGAGAAUUGCAUCUAUGGCGAUGGCGUCUCCUCGCCUGUUAUGGCCGUGAACCGCAUGGUGCCCGGCCCGGCUAUAGAGCUGUGCGAGAACGAUACCGUGGUUGUGGACGUGCUGAACUACCUGAAUGAGCCCAGUACGAUGCACUGGCACGGCAUACACAUGUCGCGCUCACCCGAAAUGGAUGGCGUUGCCCAUGUCACCCAGUAUCCGGUGGAGCCGGGCGAGGUGUAUCGCUAUGAGUUUCAGGCGGAUCGCAGCGGUACCCUCUGGUACCACAGCCACUUGGGCUGGCAGCGCGGCUUCGGCGUGGCGGGCAAUCUCAUUGUGCGACAGCCACAUCAGGCGAAUCCCCAUGCGCGUCUCUACGACUACGACCUGGUGGAGCACGCCAUCAUGGUGCAGGAUAUAUUCUACGACUACAACAUCCAGCAGGCGCGCAAUAUUCUCAUCAAUGGCAAGGGACGCAAUCAUCUGAGCCAGCUGCCGGAUCAGGAUGCCAGACACCGCUACGAACGUCUGCGUGUCACGCCCGGCUAUCGCUAUCGCAUGCGCAUUGUGCUCAAUGGAAUCUUCAAUUGUCCCGUGGAGUUCUCCAUUGAGCAGCACAAGCUGCUGAUCAUCAGCACCGAUGGCAACGACAUUGUCCCCGUGCUGGCCGAUGGCUUCUUUCUGACCUCAGCGGAACGCUUUGAUUUUGUGCUGGAGGCAAAUCAGUUUGCCAAAAACUAUUGGAUACGCGUCCGGGGCUACGAGCAGUGCGAGGAGCGUAAACUAUAUCAGGGCGCGGUGCUCAGCUAUCGCGGAGCGGCUCGCAGCGAGUUGCCCCUGGGUGACAUAAUGGAAGAUCAACGGGGCAGGGAGUUGGACGAACCUGCCACGUUUAUCAAUGAUUUUCGUUUCAAGCCCUUGAAUGCAUCGAUAUCAGCGCUACGCAAGUCGAAUAAGGACAAAGAUGUGGGCACUGUGUCCCUGCGCUCCGUAGAGCCGGUUCCUUGGCCAAGCUAUACCAAGUUUCUAACACAUUAUUCCAGUUUGAGCAUGCGGCAGGCACAGAAUGGUGAACAGCUCUUCCAGAUCGACGAGAUCAGCUACAUUUCGCCGGGCAUCUCAAUGCUGCAGGGUCGACAUCUGUACCAGGAUGAUGGCUACUUUUGUAAUCGCAGCUCUCUGGCCGCACAGGGACGCAAUUGUGCACGGGAAGUAUGCGAAUGUGUGCAUGUCAUACGCCUGCCCGCCUAUCGUCCCAUCGAAAUGGUUGUGGCCAACCACAUGGAUGCCACUCAUCCUAUACAUCUGCAUGGCUUCACCUUCCGCCUGGUCGGCCAGGGCGUGCUGGGCAGCUUAAGCGACCUGAGAAAUAUACGCGAGCUGGAUCGCCGUGGACGUCUGUCUCGUCUGUCCGAUGACUAUGCAGCCGUGGCUAAGGACACCGUACAGGUGCCUGGACUGGGUUACGUCAUUUUGCGCUUCAUCUCAGACAAUCCGGGUUUCUGGAGCUAUCACUGUCACAUCGAAUCACAUGCAGUCCAGGGCAUGGCGGCUGUACUCAAGAUCGGCGAGAACUAUCAAAUAAAAAGCAUUCCGGCUCGAGUGCGCUGUUAAAUUACAUACAUAGAUCUUAGG
Drosophila novamexicana is the source of this 2150-nucleotide messenger RNA. It is a transcript of the gene Mco3, whose product is annotated as laccase. Gene Ontology annotation, cellular component: plasma membrane. Gene Ontology annotation, molecular function: oxidoreductase activity; copper ion binding. Gene Ontology annotation, biological process: iron ion transport. The record is from RefSeq and is a predicted model, not a curated record. Bases 126 to 2129 code for a protein of 667 amino acids. The transcript has 2 exons. Lineage: Eukaryota; Metazoa; Arthropoda; Insecta; Diptera; Drosophilidae.